Molecule: messenger RNA, 1292 nt
Organism: Zingiber officinale
Lineage: Eukaryota; Viridiplantae; Streptophyta; Magnoliopsida; Zingiberales; Zingiberaceae
Product: protein MET1, chloroplastic-like
Exons: 7
Coding region: 132-1106 (324 amino acids)
Molecular function (GO): protein binding
Source: RefSeq, a predicted model, not a curated record
AGGAAUGGGAUUGAUAGAAGAAACUGAACGCUAGAACAGCAAACAUGAGCCACAGAACCCUCCUCAUCUCUUCCUCUACCGAUCGAGCAGAGCAGAGCAGAGCAGCACGGAGCGCGUAGCAGAAUCCCACCAUGGCCAUCGUUGCUCCUGCUGCAAAUCCCUUUCUCUGCUCCUCCCCCUCCCUCUCCACUCCGCAUCCCAGCCGGCGAUUCGCCCUCCAGUGUCUCCCCAGUCGCACCUCUCACAAGCCCUUACUCUCGAAGCGCUCGAUCCGUGCCCCUAGGGCUUCACCUUCCUCCUCUUCUUCCGCAACGGAGGAGUCGCAGCCGCCGAAAUCGAAGGCCGCGGAGGAGGGCGACCGGUACGAGGUGGAGCUGGAGAAGCCGUACGGGCUCAAGUUCAUGAAAGGCAGCGACAGGGGGACCUACAUCGACGCGAUCGCGCCCGGUAGCAACGCCGACAGGUCGGGCAAGUUCACCGUCGGAGAUAAAGUGAUCGCUACAAGUGCUGUUUUUGGAACAGAAAUUUGGCCAGCUGCUGAGUAUGGUAGAACAAUGUAUACAAUUCGUCAAAGAAUUGGUCCUUUGCUCAUGAAAAUGGAAAAGAGAUAUGGAGAGUUACCUGGUGCUGCUGACUUAACUGAGAAAGAAAUUAUACGAGCCGAGAGGAACUCUGGUGUCGUCAGUGACCGAGUGAGGGAAAUCCAAAUGCAAAACUACUUGCGCAAGCAGCAACAGAAAGAACAAAGGCAAAAUGAUCUUCGCGAAGGAUUAAAGCUUUAUAGGAGCGGGAAAUACGAAGAUGCUUUGGAAAAGUUUGAAUCUAUACUAGGCUCAAGACCUGAACCAGAUGAGAUUUCAGUGGCAAGUUACAAUGUAGCAUGUUGUUAUUCCAAGCUUAAUCAGGUACAAGCUGCGCUCUCUGCUUUAGAAGAUGCAAUGAAAGCAGGAUAUGAGGAUUUCAAGACUAUUCGCAAUGAUCCUGACCUUGCUCAGGCACGAGCUUCAGAAGAAUUUGAGCCUCUAUUGAAGAAAUUUGAUGAGUCCUUCAUCAAUGAGAGUGCCAUAAAUGCUAUCAAGUCUAUCUUUGGAUUCAACAAAAAAUAGAAAUCUUUAGUCUCUGGUCCUUCAAUUGUAUAAUUCUGUUCUUAAAUUUUUUUUGAGGAAAAGCCUAUUUCUGGCUCUCAUGAUUCUGAGCAUAGAAAGAAUACCUUGUAAUAACUGGAUCCUUUUUUUAAUACUAUAUAAUGUAUACCUUCUUCAGCCAAUUCAAAGAUCUCUGGUUUAAAAGGA